Cladophialophora carrionii CBS 160.54 is the source of this 1140-nucleotide messenger RNA. RefSeq names its product saccharopine dehydrogenase [NAD+, L-lysine-forming]. Bases 1 to 1140 code for a protein of 379 amino acids. The transcript has 2 exons. NCBI's taxonomy places the organism in Eukaryota, Fungi, Ascomycota, Eurotiomycetes, Chaetothyriales, Herpotrichiellaceae. Gene Ontology annotation, molecular function: saccharopine dehydrogenase (NAD+, L-lysine-forming) activity. Gene Ontology annotation, cellular component: cytoplasm. The record is from RefSeq and is a predicted model, not a curated record.
AUGGCAACAACGCUUCACCUCCGCUCCGAGUCCAAGCCACUGGAGCACAGAUCUGCCCUCACGCCGACUACCACCAAAGCUUUGUUAGACGCAGGCUACAAAGUCAAUGUCGAACGCUCUCCCGAGCGCAUUUUCGAAGACUCCGAGUUCGAAGCCGUCGGAGCUACGUUAGUCCCCGAGGGCUCAUGGGUAGAUGCCCCUACAGACCAUAUCAUUGUCGGCCUCAAGGAAUUACCCGAGGACAAGUUCGCGCUCAAGCACACGCACGUGCAGUUUGCACAUUGCUACAAGCAACAAGGUGGCUGGCAGGACGUGUUGUCCCGUUUCCCCCAAGGUGGCGGCACGCUGCUAGACCUGGAGUUCCUUACCGACGAUACCGGGAGACGAGUCGCGGCCUUUGGAUAUCACGCCGGAUAUGCGGGCGCGGCACUGGCGGUGGAAGCCUGGGCGCAUCAAUUGACGCAACCGGGGACCAAGAUGCCCAAGGUGUCGAGCUACGCGAAUCAAGACCUGCUGCUUAAGGACGUGCGCUCCGCCUUAAAAUCUGGCAGCGAGAAAGCAGGACGUCAACCGCGCGUGCUCGUCAUCGGCGCGCUCGGCCGCUGCGGACGCGGCGCGGUCGACCUCUGCCGUCAAGCUGGCAUCCCCGAGGAAAACAUCCUGAAGUGGGAUCUCCCCGAGACCAAGAAAGGCGGGCCUUUCGAGGAAAUUGUGGAGAGCGACAUCUUCGUCAACUGCAUCUACUUGUCUGACCCGAUCCCGCCGUUCAUCAACGAGGAGUCGCUCUCCAGUCCGAAGCGAAAUCUCUCGGUCGUCUGUGACGUGAGCUGCGACACGACAAAUCCUCACAACCCCAUCCCAAUUUAUACCGAGAAUUCGACGUUUGACGACCCUACGCUGCCAGUGUCUGGUUAUGAGAAUCCGCCACUGAGUGUCAUCAGCAUCGAUCACCUACCGAGCCUGUUACCCAGAGAGGCGAGCGAGGCAUUCAGUCAGGCCUUGCUGCCAAGUUUGCUGCAGUUGAAGGAACGCAAGAACAGUAGAGUGUGGCAGCAGGCUGAGGCGCUGUUCUCUGAGAAGGUUGCGACUCUCCCUGAGGGCUUGCGUGCGGCAUGGAAUAGGGUUACGGGACAGGCGUAG